Molecule: messenger RNA, 887 nt
Organism: Cajanus cajan (pigeon pea)
Lineage: Eukaryota; Viridiplantae; Streptophyta; Magnoliopsida; Fabales; Fabaceae
Source: RefSeq, a predicted model, not a curated record
UGUUGGAUCGUGUAUCUAUAUAUAUUGACUGAUCAGUGAUCAUAUCGGCCAACUUGACCCAUCUUUUCAAGACUAUUUUAUCUCCAAUUCUUGUAGUUUGUAACAAGCAUAUUCAUUACCACCUCAUAAUGGAAGUGGGAAGAAUACAAACCUUGGCUUUGGAUAACCUCAAAGAGAUUCCACCUCAGUUCAUUCGUCCAGCAAAUGAAAGGCCAGAAAACACUAAAGCCCUAGAAGGUGUCACUGUGCCUCUCAUCUCGUUGUCUCAACCACAUGAUCUUUUGGUGAAGGAAAUAGCCGAAGCUGCUUCUAAGUGGGGGUUUUUCCAGGUAACUGAUCACGGUAUAUCACACACGUUGAUCCAACGUUUGCAAGAGGUUGGUAAGGAGUUCUUUUCCCUCCCUCGUGUAGAGAAAGAGGCUUAUGCAAAUGACCCUUCCAAUGGUAAGUUUGAGGGCUAUGGCACAAAAAUGACCAAAAACCUUGAAGAAAAGAUAGAGUGGGUUGAUUAUUUUUUUCAUAUCAUGUUGGUAUCAAAGCGGGGUCGAUCCUGCUCUGCCGUCCGCUGCCAUUCGCCGCCGUCUAUCGAUGACCUCUUACUCCAGCAAACCUAUGGUUUGGUGUGCCUCAUCAAGCGCAACCUAACCCUAUCAACUCCAGUGUCAUUGGAGCUGAGGAAGUACAUUCAUGACCUGAGUCAUGUGGUGGAGCUAGACGAUGUGCGAGUAAAGGAGAACUUGACAUUUGAGAAGUUGCUAGUAACGGUUAUUGAUCAUAAUCUGAAAGAGUUGAGGGCCUCACUCACCCUUCCCCACACAACUCAUUUUCUCUCCAAAUACUCACUUCUCCUUUUCUCCCUUUUGCUGGUGGCGAUUCUUGGCAGCUGA